AUGAGGAGUGAGAAUAUCCCAAUCAGUGGCCCGAUGCUGAAAGAGAAAGCUCUUGAGUUUGCCGAAGCGUUGGGUGUCGAGUCAUUUCAAGCUUCGCAGGGGUGGAUGGCUAAAUGGAAAACCAGGUAUGGAGUAUCCUUCAAAACCAUCGCUGGAGAAUCACGGUCCGUCACUGAGGAAAUGACAGCGCCAUGGUCGGAAACAACAUUACCAACCAUUCUCUCCCGCUAUCCUCUGGAAGACAUUUUUAACGCCGACAAAUUUGGGCUUUUCUUUCGAUGCCUUCCCAAUAAAACUUUGCAUAUGAAAGGUGAUAAGUGUUCUGGAGGAAAACACAGCAAAGUUAGACUUACUGGUUUAGGUGCUGGUAAUGCCUUGGGGGAACGAUUGCCAAUGUUUGUAAUCGGCAAGUCCGCCAACCCUCGUUGCUUUAAAGGUGUCAAAACACUACCCUGUCGAUACCGUUCGCAAAAGAACAGUUGGAUGUCUGGAGAGCUGUUCGAAGAGUGGGUACGCGAGCUUGAUCGAAAAUUCUCUGUCUCUAAGCGAAAAAUUGCUUUGAUUAUUGACAAUUGUACCGCACAUCCUCAUGUUGAAAACCUGGAAUGGGUAGAAUUGAUCUUUCUUCCUUCAAAUACCACGUCCCGAACCCAACCUAUGGACCAAGGAAUUAUCCGCGCCCUGAAAGCAAAAUAUCGAUCGCUAGCAGUGCGGAAAUUGAUAAAAGCCUUGGACGAGGAAAAAUCGACUCCGAAGUUCUCGAUUCUUGCAGCUAUGUACAUGCUAAGGAAAGCAUGGGAUGAUGUUUCCAACAAAACAUUCACCAAUUGCUUUCGAAAAUCAGGAAUUUCCCAAAAGGAUGCAGAAAGAGCGAUCAACGAAGAUGACGACCCUUUUAAAAGUUUAACCAGCGAAGUAGAAGAAGACCCAAUUCCAACCCUCGAUGCUGAACUCUCUUACAUAAAACGAAGGUUUCCUGACCACAUUGAUUCUGACUUAUCAACUGAAGAUUUCAUUGAUUUUGACAUUGAAGUCAGUACAUCCCAUGGGCGUCUGAAGACUGCUGACAUCAUUGCUGAGAUCACUGGAACUCAAGACGAAGAAUUAGAAGAGGUCGACGAAGAAGACAAGGAGGAAGAAGAUAAGAUCACAAGACCGACGGCCGAGCAAGUGCGUACAGCUAUCAACGUCCUCGAAGACUUGAGUAUUUUUUCACAUUUUGGAGAAGAAAUGAUAGCUUCCCUGAGGGACUUGAAUCGUAAUAUCGCCAAAGAUUUUGAUAUGAGUUGUAAGCAAACAGUUAUCACCGACUUCUUUUCUAAAUAA
This is a messenger RNA of Hydractinia symbiolongicarpus, 1326 nucleotides long. Its product is annotated as tigger transposable element-derived protein 4-like. Lineage: Eukaryota; Metazoa; Cnidaria; Hydrozoa; Anthoathecata; Hydractiniidae. Gene Ontology annotation, molecular function: DNA binding. The record is from RefSeq and is a predicted model, not a curated record. The transcript has 2 exons. Gene Ontology annotation, cellular component: nucleus. The coding region runs from base 1 to 1326 and encodes 441 amino acids.